AAGAGUCCAUAGAUCGGGGAAGCAGUUCGCGCUCGCUACGGGCGACGGACGGAAUCUGAAGCAGUGCUCGAAGGGAAAGGAAAAGAGACGAGAGCCUGAGAAUAGAGUUGAGGCCAAGAAGUUGACUGGGGAAGUUCACAGUCAAAAGAGGCGGAGAUUAACGUCUAAUGAUGUCCAAGAUCACGAAUUUGGGACCGUUUUCAAGCGCAAGCAGCAAAAUUUUGUUCAAAGAUUAUCAAAAUAUGGCCAAAUCAUAGGUGAUUCUUCCAAAAGAGUCACUGGGCUCCCCAUAUUUGAGAAAGUUGGAAUCUUGGAUAGUGAUCUUUGGACUGGAUUGGAUUGUGAUUCAGUGGUCCUUGUUGCGCUUGUGGAUUCAUCUGUUGUUCGUAGUUCCGAUCGGUUUGAGGGUCUUCUUGUUUCAGUGAUGAACUGGCUGAGGAAAGAAAGAGUUGGGCUAAUGAAACUCACUUUAUUGCUUUCAAGAGCAUCCAUAUGCAGUGUUUUCUCUAGGAAUGGCAUCCAUUUCUUACCCGUUCGGCAUCAGCAAAAUAGAAUUCUUGAUAGAUACUCUGUGUCUGGAGGUGGAUUCUGUAAGAUUCACGGUGGCAGAGAGUUUGUUCCCCUGUUAUCUAUUGAUUAUUCUGCAAUCCCUUCAUAUUUCAAGUACUUAUAUGCAACUACAAUUCUUGGUUCCCAAUAUCUCUCCAGUAAUCUUGGUUCAAAACAUUUGGUAGCCAUGACUGGAAAUUCUUUGGUUGUUGCUCUGUGUGAAGAACAUUUUUGUGGUGAUGAUAUUCCUUCAGAGACGGGGUUUUCAGGCACUGAUUUUACAGUUUCUGAGACUGCUGCUGUGAAGAUGGAUAAACUGCCUACUCUUGCAGUCACUUCUUUGCUGGGUUCACAGAAGUCAGUUAUCAUACAUGGUGCUGAGCUCCGGAAACUUCAGAGAAAGAGAAGUACAUUGACGAAAACUAAGCGAAGUUUUGGUUCACUUGGCUCCACUCAGAAGAUAUCACCUAUUUCUUCCAGGAUACGCGACUUUGCAGUGCCCCCUGUCAGUGUGAUACCCCUUAAUUCUCCCAGUCCUGACUUAUUAAACGGUAGAGAGGAAAAUGUCAUUGCUUCAUUCCCUGGAUCUUCUUCAAUGCUAAGAAAGUCAGUAGGGAUGAAGACCUCAAUCGAUGAAGUAAAGGAGGUGAGGUUGGCCUUGGCACAGGUGAGGCAGAAUAUUGACUCGGCAUGCUGCAACGUGAACAUCUUGGUCACUGAUACAGAAAAAGGUUGGCGUGAAGAUGGGGCCCAAGUUAUGCUUGAAAUGUCAGGCUCUCAAGAGUGGGUUCUCGCAGUGAAGAGAGAGAAUGUGAUGAGAUUCCUGUACAAGCCUCAAGAUCUGAAGCUUUGCACUGUCAAUAAAUACACUCAUGCCUAUAUCUGGAGUGGAGAUGAAAAGUGGAAGCUUGAGUUCUGUGAGAAGCUUGAUUGGCACAUCUUCAAAGAGUUGCACAAAGAAUGCAGGGAUCGCAAUACUUCACUUGCUUUUGUGAAGACAGUUCCUAUUCCAGGGGUCAAAGAAGUUUCUGGUUAUGAGGUUGACGUUGUUCCUUCCUUCGUACAACCUGACACAUACAUUCGUAGUACAGAGGAUGAAGUUGGAAGAGCUGUAGCAAGUGCAAUUUCCUAUUAUAAUAUGGAUGUGGCAGAUGAGGAGUGGUUACAAAAAUUAAAUUCUAGAUUGUCAGAUGCGGAAGGUGGUGGUCCAAGUUUUGUCUCCGAAGAAAAUUUUGAGAGAGUAAUAUUUGCUUUGGAAAAAAUUGCAUAUUGCUGUCGAGAUGAUGCUUUUGACAAGGAGAAGGCAUUGGAUCUUUUACAAGAGUUUGGAAGAAGGGAUGCGGUAUCUGCUGUAUAUAGUUACUGGCUAAAGAGAAGGAAACAAAAGCGUGGGCCAAUUGCCAGGGUAUUUCAGGGUCUGUCCUUGAGAAGAACAGAGGUAAAUAGGAAGUCAUCUUGGCGGAAAAAGCGAUCUUUUAAGAGGCGACAAAGUCAGACUGAACGGAAUCAGGCUGAAUGGAAAAACCAGAUUAGGAGAGAGAAGCAAGAGCUUUUCUUUAAGGCUUAUCGAGAGGCAAUUCGAAGAGCCCGUGAGUCAAAAGGUGCUGUCAGCAGAGCUGCUGAGAAUGCGACACAACUUCGUAGCAAAGCUCAGGUGCUGAUGUCAAAUGCAGAUUUGGCUGCAUAUAAGGCUUCCAUGGCCUUUAGAAUCUCUGAGACUAUCAGUACAUCUUCGUCUUUGUUGUCAUCAGAAUCUCCUAAUCUGAAUUCGUACAUUCUCAUCGACUGACAUGGCGGAGGCAGACAGUUUUUUGUUGUACAGGGUCUCAUGGGAAAGAACUGGAAUUACAUUUUAUUUGAUGAGAAUACAAGAGGAAAAUAGUGGGCUAAGCUUUUACAUGUAUGUAUCCUGAGGUGGUGACUCCAGGCGGGCAGAAGUUCAGCUGUUUCUAAGGCUGGCAUGGGGCUGUUUCUUAUUAAAAGCCAAUUUUGUGAUGAAUUUCUGAAAUUAUAAAGAUAAGAAAAAUUUUAUUUUUGUACAGAAAGUAGGUGUUGGUAGAUCUCUUUUGUGUUUUUUAUUGUUAUCCUAUCAUUUUUGUACAUAGAUUUUUCUUAUGAUUCUCUGCUUACAAAAACAGGAUUGCUGGAAGAAGAGCGGAAA
Molecule: messenger RNA, 2710 nt
Organism: Asparagus officinalis (garden asparagus)
Lineage: Eukaryota; Viridiplantae; Streptophyta; Magnoliopsida; Asparagales; Asparagaceae
Exons: 4
Coding region: 425-2338 (637 amino acids)
Biological process (GO): regulation of transcription by RNA polymerase II
Cellular component (GO): piccolo histone acetyltransferase complex
Source: RefSeq, a predicted model, not a curated record